Oreochromis aureus is the source of this 1991-nucleotide messenger RNA. RefSeq names its product collagen alpha-1(XI) chain-like. Gene Ontology annotation, molecular function: extracellular matrix structural constituent. The transcript is spliced from 19 exons. Bases 9 to 1496 code for a protein of 495 amino acids. NCBI's taxonomy places the organism in Eukaryota, Metazoa, Chordata, Actinopteri, Cichliformes, Cichlidae. The record is from RefSeq and is a predicted model, not a curated record.
UGGGGAAGAUGGGGGUCAUAGGCUCUCCAGGUCCUAAAGGUCAAACUGGACCUGGUGGCCCUCCUGGUCCUCCAGGAACUAAAGGAAUCCAGGGGCCAAAGGGAAAAGGUGGUGAGACAGGAAGUAAAGGGACAAAAGGAGCUGCUGGGGAAAUUGGACCUGAAGGCCUGCCUGGGAGGUCAGGACCUUCUGGACCACCUGGAAAACCUGGACUGAGUGGUCUGGAUGGGCUGCUGGGAGUUCAGGGUAAUGAAGGAGAUCCGGGUGACGUUGGUUACAGAGGAGCUCCUGGAACACCAGGCAGGCCUGGCAAGAUGGGAAAACCUGGAUCUCCUGGGAUUAAGGGAAACGCUGGAGAAGGCGGGGUUAGGGGUAAAAGUGGUCUAAACGGAACACAUGGGCCUCCUGGACCAGUUGGGCCAAAGGGUUUUCCAGGGCUGAGAGGGGAGAAAGGGGAAUCUGGAAGUCUUGGCACGAAGGGUCUCCCAGGUGAUACAGGGAUACUUGGACCAAUAGGUCCACCUGGAUUAAAGGGGAAUCCUGGUUUGCAGGGAUUUAAAGGUGAAAAAGGUGAUAAGGGGAAACAGGGGGACACUGGUCCUCGUGGUCCACCCGGGCAGGAAGGCUUCUCAGGAAUCCCUGGCCACCUUGGAAUGAAAGGGAUGAAAGGUGUCCGAGGCAGGAGAGGUCCAAAGGGAACGAAGGGCAAACCUGGACCUCAAGGAAAACCAGGAGCCCCUGGCAAAUGGAAGCCUAAGCAAAGACCUGUUAAAAAAUAUAGUCUUCAAACUGUACAGCGUUCAAAGCAAAGCCCCGGGCUCCUGAAGCAAAGCGAAGGGCAAGAAAAACCCAGGGGAGUGACAAGGAGAUGGUCUCAAGAAGAUGAAGCAGAGGAGUUUUUCAGCUGGCCCCUGGGCACCAAAGACGAUCCUGGAACCACCUGCCAUGAGCUGAGACUCCUACAUCCACAUCUAAAUGAUGGUUACUUUUACAUGGACCCGAACCAAGGCUGUCCCUGUGAUGCCUUGAAGGUCUUCUGUAACUUCACAGGAGGCGGAGCAACCUGCAUAGAACCUCUUCACUCACAGAUGAAAAUAUGGAGGGACCCAGAAAUGAAGAACCUGAGGACAUUGGAAAGAUUUACUCACCACCAAAAAUUUGAUUAUCCUGGCGUGGAUGCUGUCCAGCUAAAGUUUCUGCGGUUACACAGCCACUCAUCUUUCCAGCACAUCACUCUCAGCUGUACAGAAAACCAGACAAGUACUGCUGCCGCAGAUUUAGCCGGUCAGAUUAUCCACUUACUGGGAGACUCUGGCAAAGAAAUCGAUUCACACUUUGUCACAGUGUCCAGAAAACACUCUGAGCUGGCGCUGUUUGUGAGGGUUCGAGGAGAUAUGGAAUUACUUCCUGUCAGACAUCUGGGUGUAGAGAUGAGCAGUGUCUCCAAGCUUGUCUCCGAGAUCUCUGUGGUAUUGGGACCCAUCUGCUUCUUGUGACCGGUGUGUCUGGGUGUGAUGAAAGUCUUAAGAGCUCAAGAAAGAAGGCAGCUGGAUGUCUUUAGGAUUGUGAAGACAUUUCACAUCUCAUCCAGUAUGCUUCUUCAGUUCUUAAAGCAACUGGUGGAGACUCCCAGGAAAAUAAACCCCAGUGGUGGGUGUCCUGUGUGGUUGUUAACCCAGUACUGAUCAUAUGAGCCAAGGUGUGAUAAAAGGCUUUAUUAUUCCAGCUUUCUAUCAUCCAGAAAGCUGGAAUAAUAUAAAAUAUCUGUAUUUUAAAUGGAUAAUAAAAAAAAGUGCUCAGUUUUGUAUUUUGUUGUAUAUUUAUUCAGUUGUAAAAUUGUUAGAUUUUUGGCAUACGUAACAUUUUUGUUAUGAAAAUGUAGCAUCAAAUGUUCAGUUGAGUUUGACUUAUAACUUUGUAUUUACACUAAAAGUCAUCGUUUUUUACUUUGUCCUCAGCUCAGGGGAAUGCCGUCCCGCACUAUCAAAAUA